AUGGAGGGCCUCAACAACGGCGACACUGCGUGGAUGGCCAUGUCCUGUGCAUUGGUUCUGUUCAUGACGCCUGGGUUAGCAUUCUUCUAUGGCGGCCUGGUGCGGGACAGUAAUAUCGUCAACACGAUGAUGAUGAGCAUCAUCUCCAUGGGACUGACCACCAUCACUUGGCUGGUGUUCGGAUUUACCUGGUCCUUUGACGAGUGGGGUGCAGGCAAGGGCUUUACCUAUGUGGGCUUCCGCAACCUCGAUGCUGUGUGGUCCGGCACCACGAUGCCAGGAAUGACCUUUGCAGUGUUUCAGAUGACCCUUGGCCUUAAUCUGGAAUCGCGCUUUUCAAGAAGCAUCGUGACCUUCGCAAUCAUAGCGGCUGCUAUCAUCUCUGGGGCCGUGGUCGAGCGCAUCCGCUUCUCGGCUUACGCUAUCUUCAUCGUGGCCUGGGUCCUUGCAGUGUACGUGCCCCUCUGCCACUGGAUCUGGGGCGGCGGCUGGAUUGCCGAGAUGGGUGCGAAGGACUUUGCCGGUGGAACUGUCGUUCACAUCAGCUCGGGCACCUCAGCGAUCGCUCUGGCAUCACUGCUGGGGGAGCGCAAGCACCGUUCCGAGUCCUUCCCCAGCAACCUGCCUUUCGUCAUCUUGGGCGGAGGUAUCCUUUGGCUGGGAUGGACCGGCUUCAACGGCGGCUCCGCCUUCGCCGCCAACGGCGACUGUGCCCUGGCCAUCGCCACCACGUACGUUGCGGCGGCCGCGGCCAUGAUCACGUGGGUCUCCGUCGAGCGCAUCCUCGAUGGAGCUCCCACAUCUGUCGGCGCCAUGUCAGGCGCAGUGGCUGGACUCGUGAACAUCACCCCGUGCGCCGGCUUCGUGGAGCCCCUGGGCGCUCUCGGCGUUGGUGCCAUUGGAGCCAUCUGCUGCGUCUUCGCGGCUCGUGGGUUGAAGAAGCUGAACCUGGUGGACGACUCACUGGACUGCUUCUCUCUGCAUGGCGUGGGAGGCUUCGCAGGUGCCAUUCUUGGCGGCUUCUUCGACACAGGCGAUGGCCUCAUCUACGGGGGCGACGGGCUCCUGCUGGCGAAGAACCUGGCCGGCGCAGCCUUCGGUGUGGUCUAUUCCGCAGCCGUGACCGCGGUGAUCUUCUUCCUGAUGCGCCUCGUCAUGCGCAUGAGGGUCAGCGAGGAGCAGGAGCUGGUCGCCUACGGCAAGAACGAGAACUCCGGCAAGCCGAACGCCUUCGGCGAGCACUCCCAGCGCUUCAAGCCCGAGGAGGCCCCAACGUCUGAGACCUCGGUUGGCGAAUUGGCCGAAAAGGCCGUGUUUUUUGCGGGCCUCAACAACGGCGACACCGCCUGGAUGGCCAUGUCCUGUGCAUUGGUUCUGUUCAUGACGCCUGGGUUAGCAUUCUUUUAUGGCGGCCUGGUGCGAGACAGCAAUAUCGUCAACACGAUGAUGAUGAGCAUCAUCUCCAUGGGACUGACCACCAUCACUUGGCUGGUGUUCGGAUUUACCUGGUCCUUUGACGAGUGGGGUGCAGGCAAGGGCUUUACCUAUGUGGGCUUCCGCAACCUCGAUGCGGUGUGGUCCGGCACCACGAUGCCAGGAAUGACCUUUGCAGUGUUUCAGAUGACCUUCGCAAUCAUAGCGGCUGCCAUCAUCUCUGGGGCCGUGGUCGAGCGCAUCCGCUUCUCGGCUUACGCUAUCUUCAUCGUGGCCUGGGUCCUUGCAGUGUACGUGCCCCUCUGCCACUGGAUCUGGGGCGGCGGCUGGAUUGCCGAGAUGGGCGCGAAGGACUUUGCCGGUGGAACUGUCGUUCACAUCAGCUCGGGCACCUCAGCGAUCGCUCUGGCAUCACUGCUGGGGGAGCGCAAGCACCGUUCCGAGUCCUUCCCCAGCAACCUGCCUUUCGUCAUCUUGGGCGGAGGUAUCCUUUGGCUGGGAUGGACCGGCUUCAACGGUGGUUCCGCCUUCGCCGCUAACGGCGACUGUGCCCUGGCCAUCGCCACCACGUACGUUGCGGCGGCCGCAGCCAUGAUCACGUGGGUCUCCGUCGAGCGCAUCCUCGAUGGAGCUCCCACAUCUGUCGGCGCCAUGUCAGGCGCGGUGGCUGGACUCGCUGCCUGCCUGUCCAUGGUGAACAUCACCCCGUGCGCCGGCUUCGUGGAGCCCCUGGGCGCUCUCGGCGUUGGUGCCAUUGGAGCCAUCUGCUGCGUCUUCGCGGCUCGUGGGUUGAAGAAGCUGAACCUGGUGGACGACUCACUGGACUGCUUCUCUCUGCAUGGCGUGGGAGGCUUCGCAGGUGCCAUUCUUGGCGGCUUCUUCGACACAGGCGAUGGCCUCAUCUACGGGGGCGACGGGCUGCUGCUGGCGAAGAACCUGGCCGGCGCAGCCUUCGGUGUGGUCUAUUCCGCAGCCGUGACCGCGGUGAUCUUCUUCCUGAUGCGCCUCGUCAUGCGCAUGAGGGUCAGCGAGGAGCAGGAGCUGGUCGCCUACGGCAAGAACGAGAACUCCGGCAAGCCGAACGCCUUCGGCGAGCACUCCCAGCGCUUCAAGCCCGAGGAGGCCCCAACGUCUGAGACCUCGGUUGGCGAAUUGGCCGAAAAGGCCGUGUUUUUUGCGGGCCUCAACAACGGCGACACCGCCUGGAUGGCCAUGUCCUGUGCAUUGGUUCUGUUCAUGACGCCUGGGUUAGCAUUCUUUUAUGGCGGCCUGGUGCGAGACAGCAAUAUCGUCAACACGAUGAUGAUGAGCAUCAUCUCCAUGGGACUGACCACCAUCACUUGGCUGGUGUUCGGAUUUACCUGGUCCUUUGACGAGUGGGGUGCAGGCAAGGGCUUUACCUAUGUGGGCUUCCGCAACCUCGAUGCGGUGUGGUCCGGCACCACGAUGCCAGGAAUGACCUUUGCAGUGUUUCAGAUGACCUUCGCAAUCAUAGCGGCUGCCAUCAUCUCUGGGGCCGUGGUCGAGCGCAUCCGCUUCUCGGCUUACGCUAUCUUCAUCGUGGCCUGGGUCCUUGCAGUGUACGUGCCCCUCUGCCACUGGAUCUGGGGCGGCGGCUGGAUUGCCGAGAUGGGCGCGAAGGACUUUGCCGGUGGAACUGUCGUUCACAUCAGCUCGGGCACCUCAGCGAUCGCUCUGGCAUCACUGCUGGGGGAGCGCAAGCACCGUUCCGAGUCCUUCCCCAGCAACCUGCCUUUCGUCAUCUUGGGCGGAGGUAUCCUUUGGCUGGGAUGGACCGGCUUCAACGGGGGUUCCGCCUUCGCCGCUAACGGCGACUGUGCCCUGGCCAUCGCCACCACGUACGUUGCGGCGGCCGCAGCCAUGAUCACGUGGGUCUCCGUCGAGCGCAUCCUCGAUGGAGCUCCCACAUCUGUCGGCGCCAUGUCAGGCGCGGUGGCUGGACUCGUGAACAUCACCCCGUGCGCCGGCUUCGUGGAGCCCCUGGGCGCUCUCGGCGUUGGCGCCAUUGGAGCCCUCUGCUGUGUCUUCGCAGCUCGUGGGUUGAAGAAGCUGAACCUGGUGGACGACUCACUGGACUGCUUCUCUCUCCAUGGCGUGGGAGGCUUCGCAGGUGCCAUUCUUGGCGGCUUCUUCGACACAGGUGAUGGCCUCAUCUACGGGGGCGACGGGCUCCUGCUGGCGAAGAACCUGGCCGGCGCAGCCUUCGGUGUGGUCUACUCCGCAGCCGUGACCGCGGUGAUCUUCUUCCUGAUGCGCCUCGUCAUGCGCAUGAGGGUCAGCGAGGAGCAGGAGCUGGAAGGCACAGGGCCUUACAUGACUCGCUUUGCACGGUGUGGAUCUCCAUUGCCACUCCGAGGCCUUCCGAUAGGGUUCAAGGCUUUCAAGGCCUUCAAGGACAUGUUGGACUGGAAAGUGCUCUGGGCUCUGGGUCCCUGUCACGCUACCGUCUUGGGUGGGUUUGUGAGUGUGCGACAAGUUGAGGUCGCCUACGGCAAGAACGAGAACUCCGGCAAGCCGAACGCCUUCGGCGAGCACUCCCAGCGCUUCAAGCCCGAGGAGGCCCCCACGCUGCUUACCGGAUCGGGGCCCGCCCGCUCCGCUGCAGAGAAGCCUACCGAGGUCUGA
Molecule: messenger RNA, 4080 nt
Organism: Symbiodinium sp. CCMP2592
Lineage: Eukaryota; Dinophyceae; Suessiales; Symbiodiniaceae
Source: the annotation of a GenBank genome assembly